Salvelinus fontinalis (brook trout) is the source of this 4075-nucleotide messenger RNA. It is a transcript of the gene lrrc56, whose product is annotated as leucine rich repeat containing 56. The record is from RefSeq and is a predicted model, not a curated record. The transcript has 12 exons. NCBI's taxonomy places the organism in Eukaryota, Metazoa, Chordata, Actinopteri, Salmoniformes, Salmonidae. The coding region runs from base 1480 to 3438 and encodes 652 amino acids.
ACACACACACACACACACACACACACACACACACACACACACAUUAACAUUCCUUCACAAUCUUCACAUACGCUGCUGCUACUCUCUGUUUAUUAUCUAUGCAUAGUACUUUACCCCUACCUACAAUUGAGGUACAUAUUACCUCAAUUACCUCAACUACCCUGUACUCCUGCACAUUGACUUGGUACCGGUACCCCUUGUGUAUAUAGCCUCAUUAUUUUUUAUUGUAUACUAUUUUUCCUUUUGUUUAUUUAGCAUAUUUUUCUUACUUACUUUUUAAAAACUCUGCAUUGUUGGUUAAGGGCUCGUAAGUAAGCAUUUCCCGGUACCUGUUGUAUUGGGCAUAUGUGACAAAUACAAUUUGAUUUGAGUGGCCUAGUUACAGUUUUCACUUAAAUCGGCUUGAACAUCUAUUGCGAAAACCUGAAAAUGGCUGUCUAGCAAUGAUCAACAACCCACUUGACAGAGAUUGAAGAAUUUUUAAAAGAAUAAUGUGCAAUCGAGGUGUGCAAAGCUCUUAGAGAUCUACCCAGAAAGAAUUACAGCUGUAAUCGCUGCCAAAGUUGAUUCUAACCCAGGGGUUUGAAUACUUAUGUAAAUGAGAUACUUAUUUUAUUUUUAAUACAUUUGCAUAAACAUAUCUAAACUUGUUUUCACUUUGUCAUUAUGGGGUAUUGUGUGAAUUUGUAUAUUUAAUCCAUUUUAAAUUCAGACUGGAACAACAAAAUGUGGAAGUAUGAAUACUUUCAGAAGGCACUGUAUAUACUGUAUUAUAGUCAUGGCUCAGCCUAUAUAACUACUGCUUUACACACCUUUUCUAUUCACAUCUACUGUCCAUACCGUCUAUACACACCAUUCACAUACAUACAGUACAUUUUUAUAUUCCAGACUCUGGUCCGGAAGCUAAUUCUUGCAAUUCUAUCCAUUUUGCCAUGGGGUUUUGUACUGUGUAUUUAUAUAGGACUACUUUAUUCUCGACACAUCUCAUUCUAAUAUUUGUACUACUGUACAUUGCACUGUUUAUACACACCACAUAUUUAUAUACUGGACUUUUGACAUAGCUCACUGCAAUAGCCUAUACCUACUGCUGUAGCCUACAUAUCAUUCUUAAUAGGCCUAUAUGUUGUGUAAAUUCAUCCGGUGUAUAUAUGCAUAGAUGACAUACACAUUUCAUUUUGAAUAUGUGUUUAGGCCUACUUUUUUGACAGUUUAAUGGAGAUACUAACAUAAGCAUUUAGCUGCACCAACUAUAACAUAUGCUAAACUGCGUCCAAUAAACUUUGAAACGAACAUGUAUGGUCAUGUAUCAUCGUUGUGCUGUAAUCAGUCAAUACGAUAAAAACAUAUUCACUACAUAUCCCAAGGGGCAAAGCCUCCUUUAUCAUCGUAUCCAGGAAGUUGGGUGCGUUGUCAAGCAAACUUGUGCGUGUCUUUGUAAAUGCUCUGAAGAAUGUGUACUUCAUAAGGUGUCUGUGAGUGAUGAUUUGUUCCCAGGACUCAGCGAGGGUACUGGUGACUGAGCUGAGUGGGUCUGGUCAGAUGAACCCAACCCCUGCUGCUUAUGAGGACUCUGACAUGCAGGUGGAGCUCUACCUCUCUCCAGAAAAGCUGGUGGGGCUCCUAUUGAAAGCCUUGUCGGGAACAGAAGACCUCGUUCGGGUCACUUCCCUGGAAAUGUGUGUGGACACUCAGGAGAGCACUCUUGGCAACUUUGGUGCCUACUUGCCCAAGCUGGUGCAGCUGAAAAUGAACAACAGUAUGAUAAUGUCAGUGAGGGACCUGGGAACCACGCUGUCCCAUCUGCAGGUGCUGUGGAUGUCUCGCUGCAACCUGGCAGACCUGGAUGGGAUUCCCUCCUUCUCCUCUCUCAAGGAGCUGUAUGUGGCCUACAACAGUGUGUCGGACCUGAGUCAGGUGAGCAUGCUGGAGAAUCUACAGCUGUUGGACCUGGAAGGGAAUGAUGUGAAUGACCUGGUGCAGGUGCAGUACCUGGGCCUCUGCUCCCAGCUCCGCACACUUACCCUGGAGGGAAACCCCGUCUGUAUGUGCCCCCACCCCAACGCCACACAGGAGGAGGAGGAGGGGUACUGCUACCGGUCAUCGGUGAGGGAGCUGGUCCCACAGCUGCGUUACCUAGACGAUAUGCAUGCCAGGGAGGAGGCGGGGUCUCGCUGCAGCAUCUCAAUGGGGGAAGACUGGGCCCUGCUCAGAGAGUCUUUUAAAGACUGCAGCUCUACAGUGACAGCAGAGGAGAAGAGAGCAGUCAGUGUGUGUGCCUACUCCAGACCCAGCUCUGGCCAGCGCCUAGCUAGCAGCCUCUCCAGUUCCCGUCCCUCCAGCCGACCGGUCACUGCCAGGCCCCUCUCAGCAGCCGGCUCCAGACCCCUGUCUGGGUCACGACCCUUAUCAGCGGCUGGGUACAGAGCCCUCUCCCCUCCCGGGUCCAGAUCUGGUUCUACUGAUGCAGAUCCAGUCUCUGUGGACCCAGACGCUAGCAUUCUGACACACGGUGCAGGGAAGGUCUUGUUCUGUGGGAGCCCUGUCCAGGCCCUCAGAGCCAGGCGACAGAAGAUGAGGAAUGCAGCCCCCUCCCCUGUGUCCACUCCUAGCACCCCGCCCCUCCAUGAUCCGGAGAACACCUAUGACCUUGAGGAGCAAGAAGGAUGCCAGCGCAGUGAUGUGUUCUCUGAGCUCAGGGCCUGGAGGGAACAGCAUAACAAACGUCUAUUAGCCAUGGAGAGGGAUGGGCCUCAGAUACUGACCAUCCUGAAUGGUGAUGAAGAGGAGGAUGAUGAAGAUGAUGAAAGUAUCAGCAUUUUCAGUGGCAAGGAGGAAGAAGAGGAGGGAAAAAAAGAGAGCGCUGGUUUGAGUCACUGGUUAAACAUUGACUCAACAGACUCAUCUUCCCAGUCCCCCUCUCCAGAUGUGUUUCAGAGAGAAGCCAAAUCCCCUGAAGUGGCCCGGCUCUCCCUGUCCCCUGACUGCACUCUGUCGCCCUCUCCCCCUCAAAGUGCCACAUCAGCCCCUGGUAGCCGGAGGCUGUCAAUGCUGCGAGCACACAGACUGAGGCUCAGUGGUGGGGUGGCUGUGGCUGCUGUAAGGCCCGCUGAAUACCAUACAGACUCAGAGACGAUCACAGGAGUCCCCAUCUUGGAGAACCAGGGGCUCCAGGAGGCUGUGAGGCCCAAAGUCCCUCUGCUGCCCAAGGCUACUUACCACAUGCCCCACAGGCCAGCCUCCAGCCCACUGGUCAGAAGGCUCAGGUCACCAACAGGUGGAGCUUCUGUGCAUUCUGUCAACGGGCUUCAACCAAUCGUCUUGAGCAGACCACCAGGGAGGCCGGCCAUUAUGCGUCCUCACGCGACCAAGGCAGCACUGCAGAAAACGCCACAGCGCCUCACACUCCAUCCCAGCAGGGGGAACUCUCACUUAGACUAAGCCACACACUGUGUGGGAUUGUUUCCUGAGAGGGGAACACUCAAAACAGGAGCUGAGGCAGAGAUGGAACGGAGGCAAAGAUAGAGAUUGUCCUCCAGGUCCCCGCUCUUCUGAGCUGAGCUAUCUUGUGAUGUGAAGACUUCCUAAGAGUGCAGUGACAAGUCUCCCUCUAUGUUAUGUUUAGGAAAAUAGGACGCUGGGGGCUGGAUUACAUCCAACUGUCACCUGGAGAAUGCAACAUAAAAGCUGUUGAAUCCAAGUGUGAACUUGCUAUCUCAGUGUUGUGACUUCCUCUGAUGGACAGUUAGAGAAUCCCCUGCAUCCCUCUGCUCUCUCAGCUCAGCACAGCACAGUACUUACAAUGACUCUGAUACUGAGCUCACAUUGGCUUUACUAAGGACAACAGCUCUAUUUGAAAAGGUUUAUAGUUUGGUCGAAGAUAUAUUUCUUGGAAUGGCCUUUAAAUUGAAUUAGUAUGCUUUUCACAAUGCUGAAUUGUUGUGGGACUUAAGUGUGUUUCACAUGUCUCAUUCAUGUCUUAUAUCUGUGUUUUUCAGUUUGAAUUACAUUUUGUACUGUUUUUAUUCACUCAAAUACUACCUUAUCCACACCUUAAAUAAAAACAUAGUUUGAUCAA